This is a messenger RNA of Rhopalosiphum maidis (corn leaf aphid), 2497 nucleotides long. It is a transcript of the gene sip1, whose product is annotated as tuftelin-interacting protein 11. Bases 1 to 2397 code for a protein of 798 amino acids. Lineage: Eukaryota; Metazoa; Arthropoda; Insecta; Hemiptera; Aphididae. Gene Ontology annotation, biological process: spliceosomal complex disassembly. Gene Ontology annotation, molecular function: nucleic acid binding. The transcript has 12 exons. The record is from RefSeq and is a predicted model, not a curated record. Gene Ontology annotation, cellular component: U2-type post-mRNA release spliceosomal complex.
AUGUCUGACGAUGAAAUGGAAAAAUUUGAAAUCACUGAUUUUGAUUUGGACAAUGAAUUUAAUAUGAACAGACCCCAAAGACGACUGACAAAAAAUCAAGCUAUUUACGGAAUUUGGGCUGAUGAAGAAGGUAAUGAUAGUGACGAUGAACCUUCAGGUUUUGGGGGCCGUAGAAAAAAAGAUAAGAAAUAUAAACAAAACUAUACUGCUCCCGUUUCAUUUGUGGCUGGAGGAGUACAGCAGGCUGGCAAAGAAAAAAAAGAAGUUAAAACUGAAGAAAAAAAAGGCAAUGAAACAUAUAAUUUGGAAGAUAAUAUCUCUGCGUCUAGUGAUGAAGAAAAACCAACAUUUAGUUUUGAUAUUGAUCAAGAAUUGGCAGGAUUACGAAAGAAACGAUCUCAAGUAAAUUCAAGUCUAAUAAACAAAGGAUUAGGAGAUUGGGAAAAACAUACAAAAGGAAUUGGUGCAAAAUUAUUGCUCGGAAUGGGUUACCAACCAGGUCAUGGUUUAGGAAAAAAACUUCAAGGUAUUCUGGCUCCAAUUGAAGCAAAUUUAAGAAAAGGAAGAGGAGCGAUUGGUGCAUAUGGUCCUGAGUCUAAAACAAAACCAAUGAAAGUAGAUAGUGAAAAAACAGCAGAUAAAUCAAAAGAUAAUAAAGUUGUAGUUAGUGGUUGGAGAAAAGCUCUUAAAGCUGAAAAAACUCAAUAUAUUUAUAAAACAGCUGAAGAAGUGAUUGAAGAAAGUAAACAACCAGGGCAAAGAAAACGAGAAUUCAAUGAACUAAGUAGAGUAAAAGUAAUUGAUAUGACUGGUCCUGAACAGAGAAUUUUAUCUGGAUAUCAUGCUAUAUCGGGUGUUAAAAAACCAACAGAUCAGUGGGAAAUACGAAAAGAUAAAAAAUACUCAAAUUUUGAUCUACCUGAGUUAUUACACAAUCUCAACUUAUUAGUUGAAAUAGCUGAACAAAACAUAAUUACUAACAAUCAAGAACUUUGUAAUUCAGAAGAUCGACUUAUUGUCAUUGAACAAGAAACUAAAAGAUUAGGAGAAAGUAUUAAUGAAAAAAAUAAAUCAAUUGAAUCUCUUGAAAAAAUGAUAAUUGUCAUGGAAUCUUUAAAUGAUGCAUUAAAAAAAAACAUGUUAGAUAGUAGUCAAGCUAUAAAACGUUUAACAGAAAUGAAAGAAAAUUACUACCCAGAUUAUCGGCUAAAUGGUGGAUCAGUUUUAGCUUUAUCAAUUUCUCAAAUAUUGAUUAAAGAAAUGCUAUCUACGUGGGACCCAUUACAAGAUCCUACAAUGCCUUUCGAAGAACUUAAAAAAUGGAAAGAACUAUUAACUUUAAAUGAGCCAUGUGCUGUUGGUUAUCAAUCAAGUGAUGAAUUUCAAACAUUAAUUUGGCAAGAAUGGGUACCUCAAGUUCAAAAAGCUUGCGGACAAUGGAAAUGUCGAGAUUAUAACAGUAUGUUGAAACUUGUUGAACAAUCAGCUGAAUUAAUACCAACUGACAUAAUAACUAAAGUUCUUGAAAAUAUGAUUUUACCUCAAAUACAGUCUGAAGUGGAACAAUGGGAUCCAUUGACUGAUCUUGUACCAAUCCAUUUGUGGAUUCACCCAUGGUUGCCAUAUUUAAGUAAACAUUUCGAAACAAUUGUUUAUCCUACACUAAGACAAAAAUUAAGUGUAGCAUUAAAUGCCUGGCAUCCAUCUGACAGUUCUGCUAAGCUGAUGCUCCAACCGUGGAUAAAUGUUUUUCAACAAGGCUACAUGGAAGCUUUUCUAAUAAAAAAUAUUGUUCCUAAAUUACAAGCAGCUCUGCAUGCUUUUGUUAUCAACCCACAUCAUCAACAAUUGGACAAUUGGAAUUGGGUUAAUGCAUGGUCAGAUGUAUUACCAUUGCCUACAUUGGUAGAAUUGUUAGACCAACACUUCUUUCCUAAGUGGCUUAAAACACUUACUAUGUGGAUCAAUAUGAACCCCAAUCACGAACAAAUAAGUAAUUGGUAUACGGGAUGGAAAUCUUUAAUGCCUGCUGUUAUUGUUGAACACCCAACCAUUAAAGGGAGAUUUCAUUCAGCUUUGGAUAUAAUGAGCCGAGCAGUUGGAGGACCUUCUAUGCCACAACCACCUCCACCACCAACAAUUCAUGGUGGUUUAGCUGAAGCUGUACGUACUGCAUCACAAAUGCCACAUGGCUUUAAAGAAUUAGUGCAAAAGCGUUGUGAGGAACGAGGUAUUUUAUGGAUGCCUAUUUCUGGUCGUUUUAGAGAAGCUAAACAAGUAUAUAGAUGUGGAGCAAGGCUUCAAGCAUUUAUCGACCGUGGAGUUUUAUUUGUUAGUCAAGAUGGAACAAAUUUUGCUCCAAUGUCUGUACAAUCCAUGUUAGAAUUAUGUGAAUAAAAUGUUAUUAAUAUUAUUGUUUAUUAUAACAAAUUAUUGGAAAUAUUAUGUAUAAUUAACGUUAAGUAUAAAAUAUGAAAUAUAAGCACUAUUUUUAUAA